Molecule: messenger RNA, 1300 nt
Organism: Ipomoea triloba (trilobed morning glory)
Lineage: Eukaryota; Viridiplantae; Streptophyta; Magnoliopsida; Solanales; Convolvulaceae
Product: malonyl-coenzyme A:anthocyanin 3-O-glucoside-6''-O-malonyltransferase-like
Exons: 1
Coding region: 37-447 (136 amino acids)
Source: RefSeq, a predicted model, not a curated record
UUUCAAAUUAAAUAUUAACCAACCACACGAUAUCCGAUGGCCAUCUCCGAAAACAUCACCGUUCUGGAGCAGAUUCCGGUGGCACCAUCGCCGGAGGGGACACCCAAAAUAACUCUUCCCUUCACGUUUCUCGACUUGUUAUGGCUACACAUGACCUCAGUUCACCGCCUCAUCUUCUACCAACACCCAAUCUCAAGAACCCACUUCCUAGAAACCGUGAUUCCGGCGAUGAAACAUUCUUUAUCUCUCACCCUUCGCCACUACACUCCCCUCGCCGGAAAGUUGAUUGUUUCUCCCGACAAUUCUAUCCUGUCGGAAAUUCGUUACGAGGAAGGCGACACCGUCCCUUUAGUCCUGGCGGAGUCUGAGGGUGAUUUUGAUCAUCUCACCUCCGACCAAGCAAAAAGCUGUACUGAUUUUCAUGAAGGCCUGGGAAUUCUUCUCUAAUAUCGCCGACAAGACAACAUCGUCUGUAUCGUUACCACCGGAAUUUCUGCCGUCGUACGACAGAACAGUGAUCAGAGAUCCAAAAGGACUGGAAUCUCUGUUCUGGGGCAACAUUAAAAACAUCAAAAUUGAGGACACACACGUCCAUCGUCUUCCGUUAUUCACCAACCGGGUCCGGGUCACAUACAUGCUGACCCGGGACGACAUCCAAAGGCUCAAGAAUCACAUCCUCGCUCACCGACCGGAACUAAAACAUGUCUCCUCAUUUACACUCAUUUCUUCGUACCUAUGGACUUGCUUAGUAAAAUCCCGAUAUAGUGCAGAAACAGACAACAUCGACGACGAUGAAGACGAGCUCUUCGGCUUCGCGGCGGAAUGCCGGGCACGGUUGGAUCCACCGUUGCCUGAAAACUACUUCGGCAAUUGCCUCACGUUCGUCAUUGGAUUCGCGAAGACGAAGCAACUGACGGGCGAGAAAGCGUUGGUAGAUGCUGCCGCCGUGAUCGGAGACAGUAUUCGCCGGCAACUCUACGACAAGGAGUCUGGACUUUUCAAAGGCGCUGAAGAUUGGUUUGCAUUGUUAUCGGCGGCGAAACCUGAGCGAUCAAUCAGCGUGGCUGGGUCGCCUAAAUUCGAUUACUAUGAGCUGGAUUUCGGAUGGGGAAGGCCUAAGAAGUUCGAAUUCGCUUCCAUUGAUUUAUUUGGUGCCUUUUCUUUAAGUAAAGCUAGGGACAUUGAAGGUGGUCUGGAGGUUGGUUUAUCACUGCCACUCACACAAAUUCACAGUUUUUCCACAAUUUUCACCCAUGAUUUGAAGGCUUUAUAGGUUUAUAUAUGCAUUUUCAAUUUAGUA